AUGAAAGAAAUGUUGACAAAUCAAACUACUUCAGGAUAUAGUAAUUCUUUCGUUAAUAAUAACGGAGAUACCAAUAGCAACAGUACAACUGACAAUAAUACAAGGAAAUAUGCUGUACUCAGUACAGAUUGGAUAUCUGCAAUUGGAGAAGAAUUAGGGAUGCAUCCCUUACCAGAUUCUUUGUUAAAAAGACUUGCAGAGGAUGCCUCGUAUCGUCUGAGAGAAGUUUUACAUAAAUGUGUGACAAGACUAAAGCAUAGCAAGAGAAAGCGCUUAACAUCUACAGAUGUAAAUGCUGUGAUUACCAAUUUAUGUGAUGUAGAUCCAAUAUUGGGUGCACCAGAAUCUAUGCCAGAAUAUCAUACAGAAGCAAAAGUUUUUGUUCCUAAUGAACAUAUUAUUAAUCUAGUACAGAAAAUAAAUGAUCCACUUAACAUAUCACAAAGUAAUGUACCUGUCAUUCAAGAAUCAGAAAUAUGUGAUAUAAGGCUUGCAGAAGCACGCAAUAAUUAUGCAAAACGUGCAUUGAAGACUUUAUUCAAUGGAUCUCAAAAAACUUUUCAGGUUCUAAUUAAUGACUGUGCUACUAAUGCACAUUUGAGUGGAGAAGGUGUAGUAGAUAAAUUAAUGUCUAUUGCUAGAUCAAUGGUAAUUUCAAAUAAUGCACAUUACACAAGAGUAUCUACAAGAACAUGCCAACUUAUUAUUGCAAUUGCAAGUAACAGUGAAGCUGUUUACCCAUAUCACUUAUCUUCGGUAGAUAAGCUGACCAAACUGCUAUUGGAAUUGCUUUUGGGACAAAGUUUUAUGAAUCCAAACCUUGAAACAUUUUUUAAAGAAUGUGCGCUGAAGCUGAUGCUUCGUUGGCCGUCCGUUGCUGAUAAGUAUAUCCCCACAUUGGAGAACGUGCUUUUAAAGGAAGAUAAAGAAAACGUGGAUGGCAGUAAAAAAAAAGUAAUGGCUAUGGAAUUGUUGGCAAGCAUUCAGCCUUUAAUAUUUUUUCAACACGAAUUAGACUCUCCACUUUCUGUGCAUACUGUUCUAAAAUUUGCACCGUCAGGUUCUGCUUUGUGGCAAAAGAUAGCUCUCGCUAUUUGUGCCCUUAUAAAAUCGCAAUCUCACACAUUAGACAUUGAAGCUUUUAUGGAGCAUUAUGGAGAUUCUUUAUUACCAUACUUACCUAUUAGUUAUAAAAGCACAGUGAAUGCUUUUAAAAAACCUAAUCCUCUUCCUAUUACGAUUAAAAGCAAGAUAAAGUAUGUUAACGUUAGACCUGUUAUAAGUAAUCGACUGUUAUGGGAUCGGCAAACAGCAUUUCCUGAUUCUACAUUACGAGGUCCUAGACGGGAAAUAAGAUUUGCAUUCGCUGGUGGUCGACCUGUACCGCCGAGUAAUUUAAGACGAGUUAGUUUAAGAGCGAAUUAUCAAAUUUUAAGAAGCGAACUUCAAGCUACUCUUGCCCUCGUAGCAUCGCGAAGAUUAUUAGUACUUAAAGAUAAAAGAAAAAGGCCUUUUGAUACUUACAAUCUAUUAUAUGGUUAUUUAUAA
This is a messenger RNA of Habropoda laboriosa, 1548 nucleotides long. RefSeq lists its product as uncharacterized. Lineage: Eukaryota; Metazoa; Arthropoda; Insecta; Hymenoptera; Apidae. Bases 1 to 1548 code for a protein of 515 amino acids. The record is from RefSeq and is a predicted model, not a curated record. Gene Ontology annotation, cellular component: SLIK (SAGA-like) complex; SAGA complex; transcription factor TFIID complex. Gene Ontology annotation, biological process: transcription initiation at RNA polymerase II promoter; RNA polymerase II preinitiation complex assembly. Gene Ontology annotation, molecular function: protein heterodimerization activity; transcription coactivator activity; RNA polymerase II general transcription initiation factor activity. The transcript is spliced from 8 exons.